Molecule: messenger RNA, 1845 nt
Organism: Aspergillus uvarum CBS 121591
Lineage: Eukaryota; Fungi; Ascomycota; Eurotiomycetes; Eurotiales; Aspergillaceae
Exons: 5
Coding region: 1-1845 (614 amino acids)
Molecular function (GO): protein binding
Source: RefSeq, a predicted model, not a curated record
AUGGGGAAGCUCAAUUAUCUCGCGAGACGCAUCAGCGGUCUCAAGGCCGGCCAAGCCGUAUCCAAAGACCUGAAAAAACGUUUCCCACCCGGUGCAGGUUCCAAAUCCGCCGCACGAGACCCCUUCGUCGAGAUCGACGUGACCGGCAAGGUGCUGACCGACGAGGGCCUGGCCCAGUUCAUCGGGGAUCUCGUGGACUGCCUCGAGUUCCGGGACCGGGAGCACCCCAUGGGGCUGGCGAAAGUUACAGAGCUGCAUCUGUCCGGCAACCGGCUGACCGUGGACUCGCUGCCGAUGCUGGCGGAGGUGGUCAAGCGGAGCGCGGGUGAUCUGCGCGAGCUAGAUCUGUCCAACAACGACAUCCAGAUCACGACCCCCGACGCCGUCCGGAAGUGGGCGAAUUUUCUGAACUCGUUCCAGAAGUGCUUUGUGCUGCGCAAGCUGGACCUGGGUGGUAAUGCGCUCGGGCGUGCGGGGAUCGAACACCUGGCGCGCAUUUACAUGAAAUCGGACCUGGAUUUCCUUGAGGGCGAUGCGCACGAAGUGCUUGAGUGGGACUCUGAGGAUGAGGAACACUCAUCGACUCCGGAAUCCAUGGCUGAGGGUAUGGCUCGAUUGAAGGUCAUAGCCGGUAAGGAGAACGAAAGCACUGCGCGAAAGAAGAAGUCCCCGUCUCUGCCCAAGCCGGAGCAGAAGAACGCUCAUACGUACGCCGAAUUGAAGAAAUAUGCCUGCACGCGUGGCCUUCGUUCGAUCCCAUAUUUGAUCCUCACAGACGUCUCGAUGACGAGUCAUAGUACCAUUCAGCUGAUUCCCAUGCUCGACAUUCAGCGUACCCCCGAGUCGCUGUUGAGCUUUCUUCCGGUAGUUGGCAAGGCGGUGGUGCUGCCUGAGAGUGCGGCAUCGUGCAAAAGCAUUAUUUGGCGACCGAACGAUAAGCUGACCCCUCAUGUGCUCAGAAUGAUUGAGGUAGCCGAGGCUCUUCAGCAGCUUCGAGAAUCCAAAGUUGAAACCGAACUCGAGGCAGCAGAUCAGGGUGAUAACAAGAACUUCGCGGAGACCAGCGACACCUCCAGCGAGACGAGCCAAGACCUCGAUAGUGCUACCCACCAGAAGCUCCAAAGCAAACUGCGAACCGAAUUCACUCGAGUGUGCAAACGCGUACGCCUCGAAGUUAUCAGGGCUGACGGUGUGCACAGCAGCACAAUCUGGAGCACCGCCUUGAGAAUGAUGCUUGUUGCGCGAGCUCUGCUUCUAGAAGACCGAGACCGUCCCAUAGAAUGCGAAGACAAUGACAUCCUAGAGCGGAUGCCGGUCCCUCGACCCACCGAAGGCCCGGUAGUUUCGUUUCCCAUGGACCCGGACAGCGAUGAUAGCUCCUCUGGCGAGCCCACCUACUACCACGUCGAGAACGCUGCGCCUUCAGGUCCCUUCCAUCCGAGUGCUGUUAGUUUCGACUCCCAGUUUCCCAAUCUGCCGUCGGCAGCCCCGGGACCUUCUCCAGCACUCCGUAUCCCGUCUGGCGACCUUUCUGACUCCAACCAAACCAGAAGGGGACCUCCGCCCUCUCAGCCCGCGGCGACUGCCACUCGAAGACGCACCAUCCGCGACCUUGGCAAGCAGGAAUGGCGCCAUGAUCUCCCUUUCAGUGUUUGGCGUCGGAUCAUCGCUGAAGCAGUCGGGGCCGAUGGGAUCCUGGACCUCGAGCAACAAACUCGCAUCAUGCACUACGCAAGUGACUGGGACGUCGUUGCUUAUGGCGUGCAGAUCAAGGGCACGGAGCUUCACCAGCAACUCUGGAAAUUCCUAGAAUCCGUGGACUGCUUCACCUACAGUCCCUUGUGA